AUGGCGGAUAUUGUCAGGCCUCCUCACCUUGAUUUCUGCUUGCUGCAGACCUACCACAUUAGUCCAAACAAGCUUGUGUUCGAAGACGAGUUAGAUCAGGGAUUCAAAAGCUCGCAACCUGCUGCCAAGUUUGAAUGUCCACCCUCACCUACCCUGGAGGAAAAUGAGUGCUUUGAUCGCGAAGCAGACACUGAUAUUAACAUGGGCAUGGACGUGGCUCCUAUUGACAGGGACUUUUAUGUUGACGACGAUGUUCGCGAAUACCCUUCCCAACCCGAUUCUCCUCCUCUAUACUUUCCACCAUCUGACGACGAGUCUCUUGACAACCAAAGUGUACUUUCUCUCAAUCUCGGCACUCCUGCUAUCACACAUGACAAGCAUCACAAAUGGGUCAGUACCAAGGGGGAUCCUGAAUACUUGUCAAAUGAUGCCAUCCUCGAGGAUGGCCCCGCACGAGAAGACCAAAGUGAGCCGGAGGAUAUCCUCCCGCACGCAUUAUUGGAGCAUCCAGCUCUUCUCAAUGGCUACUUGACCGUGUUUGUCAAUGCUGCAUACCGACAUGCAACACAUGCAGACACAGAGGCAACACUCACCCUCCUUCGCAGUACAAUCAAGACAUGUUAUCGAGACCUUGGCGGAGUUCCACCAGAACUUGACCUAGAUAACAUGGCUCACACUCUUCACACCAUGGAAAAACGCCUUGGUGUUGACACCAGCAAGAUUAUCACCACUUACAUUCUUUGUCCGUCAUGCUGGAAAAUGUACCAUCCCUCUGACUUUUGCACCUUAUGCAAUCUGACCUGCGCUGAACCAGAUUGCUCUACAACGCUGUUUCAAACCAAAUGCACAACAUCCGAGGGCGUAAAAAAAAUUCCUUUCAAGGUCAUGCCGGUCGCGUCAUUGAAAACUGUGCUUGCAAGGCUUCUUAUGUGUCCAGGGCAGUGGGACAAGCUGCAGCACUGGCGAAAAGAAGGAGAUGAUGAGCCAGCACCACCCAUCACACGUGAAGAAUGGUAUGCAACAAAGGCACUUGACGAGCCACUCUGCAACAUUUAUGAUGGUUGGAUGUGGUGUUCUGUUCCAACAGGCAUGACACACGAGUGGGAUGAGAGGAAUCAGAAGGUUAAAGACAUCAACAUCGAAAAUCUCCACCAAAGAUUUGUGUCGCUAAAAUGUGGUAUUGUAGUGCAUAUUAACAUUGACUGGUUCCGAGCUUUGAAACGUGCCAACUACUCUACUGGGACAUUGAAUGGGCUUCUUGAGCCAUUUGUUCGAGAGCUCGAAGAUCUCAGUGAAGAAGAGUUCUUCAAGGUGUUUGGACAUCAGGACCUUGAACAAAUUCACAUCGCGCUUCCAUUUGGAACUAUGGAUACACCUGCUCGCCUCAAAACAGCUGGAUUUGUCUCACAAAACUCGGAGGAGCAUAUAUGUCCAUGUUGCAAUGCACCAUUCUCGUCAUUAGUUGAUCCAGUUUGCUUUGAUCGCUCAAAAUUCUGCUACCGGAACCCAGAGAAGCAGCUCAAAUGGAAAUUUAUUUACAGAGAUUCCGAUGCUGACACUCGAAAGAACAUUGUGGAGAAGAAGGGUGUCUGUACUUCAAUUCUUGACAGGCUUCCGACCUGGAAUGGAGCUCUGAGCAUUCCAUCAGAAAUUAUGCACCUUUUCUGGGGCCCAGGUGCUUUUGGCCAGAUCCAUAGGGUCAUUCUCAUUGAGGGUUCCAUGUUCACAGGGACCGGAAAACGGGGAGAAAUCACACCCAUGGAUCGGCUUACUGAGUUUCUGGAAUUGUUGUGGUGGCCGAACAAUUCUGGAUGGUUCCAAAUCAAGAUUGCCAGUGGAGGAGAGCAUCCAAAAGCUGAUGAAUGGCACAAUUUUAUGCGAGUUUAUCCAGUUACACUCGCAGUUGCUUGGCAAAUGUGGACCCGUCAACCAGAUGAAGAUGCACCUGCUCCACGUAAAUGUACUAAGGUACACCAAGCUGUUCUUAAAUUGAAAGAGCUGCUGCAUAAGCGUCGUAUCAAAAACCUUGCUCGCGAUGAGGAUGCACAGGGCGAUGAUUACAUUGCUCUUGAAGACAUCGAGUAUAUCAAUACAUACGGUCCAGCAUAUGCGUGGUGGGUGUUUCCAUACGAGCGAGCCAUUGGUGUCCUUGGAAAGGCUAACCACAAUGGACAUGGAGGUGGCGAAGUCGAGGGGACAUUCAUGAGGGCUUGGUGGAAAAGUAUUUUGAUACAGGAGCUGUUGAUGCACCUACAGGCACGGCCUAAUUCAACAGACGAGGACGAAGAAAUUGUCCAGUUAUUGUUAAAAGCAGUCAAAGGUGGUGCAGAACUCGAUCGCCAGAGAGGAACACUCAUGAACUACCUUGCCCUUCUAUCUGCACUGGAAGACUCAGGUUCGUGA
Messenger RNA from Suillus paluster, 2403 nucleotides. RefSeq lists its product as uncharacterized. The transcript has 12 exons. Lineage: Eukaryota; Fungi; Basidiomycota; Agaricomycetes; Boletales; Suillaceae. Bases 1 to 2403 code for a protein of 800 amino acids. The record is from RefSeq and is a predicted model, not a curated record.